CUCGAAAGAACACACAACAGAUGAAGAGAGACGGAGUCAGAUUUAAUGUAGCCUCUAAUCAAACCAUUAAAAAGUGCCCUCUUUGCACCAGUUGGAAAUGUCGUGCCCAUGCCUCUGAAAUCAAUAUUAAAGAACGUUAUAAUAAUGAUAAGGAAUAUAGAAAGGAUAUUAAUAAGAAUUUAAAGGAUAGAUUGGCUGUUUCAAUUCAUGGUCAUUUGAUUGAGAAGGAUCAUGAAGUUUCUCUUUGUAGUGAAGUGAAACAUUUUGAAGAACGAAGAUUUGUCAGUGGAUUUAUUUCUAGAAAUGUCGGAUAUUGUAGAAAGGAUCAUAAGAAGAAUUAUGAAAUGAAGGAUAGAAAGGAUUUUAGACAAUUCUCUCGUUUUGGAAAAUAUUAUCAAAAGAAAUUGAAAUUAGAUGAUUUAUAAUUUAAUUGAAACCUGUUUACAAUAAUCAAAUAUUGCAGAUAAUUAUCAAAAUAAAUAAUUACUCAAUCCAAGUUGAA
Naegleria gruberi is the source of this 502-nucleotide messenger RNA. RefSeq lists its product as uncharacterized. The transcript has a single exon. The record is from RefSeq and is a predicted model, not a curated record. The coding region runs from base 21 to 425 and encodes 134 amino acids. NCBI's taxonomy places the organism in Eukaryota, Heterolobosea, Eutetramitea, Acrasida, Naegleriidae.